AUGGAUGUUGACAUGUUUGACAAUGAAACCGCCAGCAAGGAGAUGGUUGUCGACUUGCAGGAGACGGCUGAAUCACCGCCCAGCAACUGCAACAAUGGAAGGCUAUCCUUGCCUGCCCAGCUCCCUGAUGGCCAGCUGACGGUUCAGUUCUACGAUAUCAACUCGAUGCGGCAUGUUCAAUUGAGUGACUUAUGUCGAAUCUACAAGCUCCCCCACUCUGGAACCAUCCCAAAGCUGAAGGAACGUCUGCGGAAGUUUAGUCGAGACCCACAGGCAGCAGACAGCAGGAAGCCCUACACCCGCAAUUCUCAUCUCGGACCAAAGACUGGGAACACAUCAUCUCAGAAGAAGAAGUCCGCCCAACGGCGUGAAGCCCUCUUCGAGAAUGUCCCUCCACCCAGCACCACACUUGGUUUGCCUGUUCUCUUGUCGACUGCGGUGUCCCUGAAGCAGAGGGAGCAUGAUCUUGCAUGGGCUUCGAGUAUCGUUCAGAGAUAUCCCUACCGUACGAAAGAGAUGCACCUCAAGAUUGCUGAGGGAAGGCUUGCAGCAAGGACAUACCUUCGGGGCUCAGAUGGCAGCAUUGAAUGUGCCACCGACCAGUCAAUCAAGAAGGGACUCGAUGACGCCAAUGCCAAUAUUACGAAGCUGCUCGACUACAUUACGACUGGCCCACUGGCUGAUUGCACAGCGAACACCAUCGACAACACAGGGACGUCUCACUUUCACAACCCCGCCACCAACGAUCAACAACUUGCAAACCCUGUAUCCACAUUCAGCCUACCUGUUGCCCUCUCGCUGCCUCCGACCGAAGGUCUAUCAACGUCGGCCACAACAAGAACAAUUGUUCUUCAUAGCGGGCUUACCCUGACAUUCACAGAAGCUGAGGUUCCUCCACCGCCAGCCAUCUCCUUUGCGAAGAACCUGCCCUCCCUCAAUCGGAUGUGGGAUGACCACUCUGAACAUUGGGAUCGCCAGUCGGUUCUCGUAAUCAAAGGAACCCCGAUCCCAAUAUGUUACUGGAAGGACAUCUACACAUCGAAAGGGUCACCCAAGGGUCGUCUGUGGAAGCAGAAUCAGUGGAAGGGGCUCAAGGGUCGGUGGUUUGAAUGGAAGGUACAUCUUUUCACAAGUUCUGCACAUGAAGUCGUUAUUGACACGAUCCAGGUGCUCAUCAAGGAGUGGCGGCGAGGCAGCCCAGACGAAUUCUGGGCACACUUUGUGGUCGAUGGGAAACCACUCGGGUAUAAGGCAAUUCUGGACAAGUUGGCGGAGUGGCGAGGAGUGGAGAAUAACAUGCUAUGCGAGAGGGCAAAGCUGGAAUACGGCGAGCAGUUUUCUUCCAUCUUCUCUUACACUAAAAAUGGCAGGAAAUGUGUAAAGACCAAGGCUUCCGAUGUUGCGAAGCAGUAUCGCGAGCUACAAGGAAUCCAGGACAAUGACGAUGACGAUGAGUAG
Molecule: messenger RNA, 1458 nt
Organism: Cyclocybe aegerita
Lineage: Eukaryota; Fungi; Basidiomycota; Agaricomycetes; Agaricales; Hemipholiotaceae
Source: the annotation of a GenBank genome assembly